AUGGCGUUGCCUUCAUUGGGGGUUGCAGUCUUGGUGCUACUAGCGUAUCCUCUUGGUAGAAUAUUCUACAAUAUUUACUUCCACCCGCUGGCUCAUCUACCAGGCCCUCGCAGCUGGGCCGCGACCCGCUUACCAUUUAUCUGGGCACUUCUGCGAGGUACCAUCGUUCAUGACUUUGAGGAACUGCAUCGGCAAUAUGGGACAGUCGUAAGAACCGCCCCUGACGAGGUCAGCUUCGCCAGCGGUGAUGCCUGGACUGCCAUAUAUGCUAAUACAAAUCGCUCGGAUAACCGACAAUUUCUCAAAGAUCCUCUUUGGUGGAGAAAACCACCUGGAAAGCCUGAUUCGCUGCUCAGUGCGAUCAGUCCUGCUAAGCAUGCGCGUAUGCGGAAGAUGCUGUCUCCAAGUUUUACCCCUCGAGCGCUCCGUGCCCAAGAGCCCAUGCUUCAAAAGUUCACAAGUCUCCUUAUUGAACGACUAAGGGAAAAGGUGGAGAACAACACCGAGGUAGCGAGUAACGCCAGCGUGGAGAUUGAUAUAGCGCCAUGGAUGAAUUACACAACUUUCGAUAUAUUUGGCGAUCUAGGAUUCGGGGAGUCUUUUGACUGUCUACAAAACUCACGGUAUCAUUCAUGGAUAGAGCUGCUAUUCAAUAGUGUUAAAGCUGCGUCCUUCCUCGCUGCAGCACGAUACUAUCCUCUGGUCGAGUUCUUGUUGAAGAAAUGCGUACCGGCUUCUUUAAGCGAGAAAGCCGCGAAGCAUCAGCAGCAGAUCGUUGAAAAGAUAGAUCGGCGUCUCAGCUGGGAACUUCAACGACCAGAUAUCAUGUCAUACCUUAUUGAUGAUAAAGGUCAAGUAGCAUGGGAUCGAGGGGAGCUGAAUGCUACCUUUGCAAUGCUCACUACGGCAGGAAGCGAAACGACUGCUACAGUCCUGACAGGCAUUUUAUGCUACUUAGUAAACGAGCCCGAUAAACUUGCACUCGUUACAAACGAAGCACGCCAGGCGUUUUCCAACAGCGCAGAUGUGACUCUGAUCUCAGUCCAGAACCUUCACUACCUCAAGGCUGUGAUUCACGAAGGCCUUCGACUCUGUCCACCCGUUCCCUGGAUGCUACCUCGACUUGUUCCCGAGGGCGGAGAAGUUAUCUGCGGGAAAUGGAUACCAGGAGGUACCCCAGUUUCACUUCAAGCAUAUGCUUUGAAUCGGGACCCCAACGCAUUUUUCGAUGCGACAUCAUUUCAUCCCGAGCGAUGGCUGCCCGACGCCUCGAGUCCUAAGUCUGUGUUCUUCAACGAUGAUCGUCGUGCUGUCCAGCCGUUCAGCAUGGGUCCUCGCGCAUGCUUGGGUCAGCAUCUUGCGUGGGCUGAGAUGCAGCUGAUUCUUGCGAAGCUAUUGGUGUCUUUUGAUUUUGAGGCUGUCGAAAAUAAGCGUUUGAGAUGGGAAGAUCUACGGACUUUUCUACUCGUGGAGAAGCGACCGUUGGAUGUUCGAAUAAAGCUGGCUAUGUGA
This is a messenger RNA of Penicillium longicatenatum, 1512 nucleotides long. RefSeq names its product cytochrome P450. Bases 1 to 1512 code for a protein of 503 amino acids. The transcript is spliced from 3 exons. The record is from RefSeq and is a predicted model, not a curated record. Gene Ontology annotation, molecular function: iron ion binding; heme binding; oxidoreductase activity, acting on paired donors, with incorporation or reduction of molecular oxygen. NCBI's taxonomy places the organism in Eukaryota, Fungi, Ascomycota, Eurotiomycetes, Eurotiales, Aspergillaceae.